Molecule: messenger RNA, 429 nt
Organism: Exserohilum turcica Et28A
Lineage: Eukaryota; Fungi; Ascomycota; Dothideomycetes; Pleosporales; Pleosporaceae
Exons: 1
Coding region: 1-429 (142 amino acids)
Source: RefSeq, a predicted model, not a curated record
AUGAAGGCCUUUGCAUCUCUUACCGCACUAUCACUUAUCGGCACAUGUCUCGCCAUCCCCUGCGUCACACAAGUAUCGUAUUACACGCCUCAGCACCCGUAUCCGGACGAGAGAGAGCCGUUCCUGGUGUGCUGGGACACGCAAACCAAGACGUGCAAGGCGACGAUGAAAUCGCUGCUUGCGAAACCGGGAGCGAACAUUAUAAACACUUGCUCCAACGUCGAUGGAGUGAUUAAAUGGCAUGUGGGAACUGGGUGGACCGUGUUUGGUGUUGAUCUGGAGAGCUUCGAUAUGCAGGUGGAUGUGUCGACGACGGAUUGCACCGUCAAUGCAUACCAUAGUAUAUUCGUGAAAUACUUCGGGCUGCCUUUGGCGGUCCUGCGAACGGAUGAUAAGCCCGCUGCUGUUAGUUCAGCUUGCCCAUUCUAA